AUGAUAUCGGACCUUGAAACACUUGACCUUGCAGCCAACCAAUUGAGUGGACCAAUUCCCAUGCAUUUGGAACACUGUUCAAAACUACUCCAUUUAAACUUGAGGAAUAACAAAUUCAGUGGAAAUAUUCCCUUCCAAAUUGGGACUCUUCAGUCCCUCGAAAAUCUUGAUCUACAUAAGAAUUUGCUUUCAGGGGAGUUGCCUUUGGAGCUUGGUCAUUUGGAUAAGCUAGAAACAUUUAACCUCUCACAUAACAAUCUAUCAGGCUCAAUACCAUCCACGUUUAAAGAAUUGAUAAGCUUGACAUCUGUUGAUAUAUCCUACAAUCAAUUAGAAGGUCCUCUUCCCCACAUCAAAGCUUUCAUUAAAGCUCCAUUUGAAGCCUUGAAAGAUAAUAAAGGAUUGUGUGGCAACAACACUGUGAGAAUCAAUCCUCAAAACUUUUGUAAAAUGUGUUUACUGGUUUGA
Molecule: messenger RNA, 468 nt
Organism: Ziziphus jujuba (common jujube)
Lineage: Eukaryota; Viridiplantae; Streptophyta; Magnoliopsida; Rosales; Rhamnaceae
Product: probable leucine-rich repeat receptor-like protein kinase At1g35710
Exons: 1
Coding region: 1-468 (155 amino acids)
Molecular function (GO): protein binding
Source: RefSeq, a predicted model, not a curated record